AUGGGCGAACCGACAUUUCAGCUUCCUGAAAUAAUCGAUAAUGAGAAUGGUUGGGGUCCUUCUCCUGCAAUGUUGACGGAGAAAUUUAGGGACAUCCCAUAUGCUCCCUACAGCAAAUCAGAUAAGUUGGGAAAAAUUGCUGAUUGGUCUACACCAGAGCAAAAAGAGAAAGAAACGACAGGAAGGCAAAGACAAGGUUAUCGAUAUCGGGAAGAUGAAGCAUCAUUUUCUGUUGUCGAUAACCGUACUGCUGCACAAAAAAAAGCAGCAUCAUAUAGAACUACGGGCGGUACAAAGUCUCGCGGGGCAAACCGAAACCAGCAACAGCAACGUCAACAGAGGAACGGACAAUAUCAAAAAUUGGGCGCAGUCAAUCGCAAUUUCACGGGAAGUAAGGUUAAUAAUGCUAAUGUUAGGAGAAGAUUUGGAUGGAAAGAUUAUGAUAAGGCUCAGAGAACGCGUGACGCAUCAGUAACUGUCGGUCCCGAAUGGAAAGUGCUCGAAGAGAUAGAAUUUAACCGUUUAUCUAAACUUAACUUGGAUGUAGAAGAAGGCGAAGACAUUUCCUCGCAUGGUUUCCUUUACUACUACGACAAGUCUUAUGAUCGCGUUACUACCAAAACCGAAAGAUCAUUAGUUCCUGCUGAUCGAUAUCGAUUCUUUAUUUCUGCAUCUGAAGAUCCAAUUAUCGAACAGCACAUUAAGGAAUAUUACGUUAUAGAUUACAUCACCGUAAACGAAAAUGCGGCUGAUCCUCCUAUUGAGACUGGGGACAAAGAUAACAUUAAUUCACCCAAUUCACUUUCUCUGGAGGCGAUAGACAUUAACCAUUCUUUUUCUAUUCAAGUCGUGAACGAGGCGGAAAGAUUUGAUUUCGAAAAACCAAAUCCUUUUGUUAACUCUGCCGAAGAUAUAGAACUCAUGGCGCCAUGUGCGUAUCGUUAUCGCCGUUUCGAUCUUAGCAUAAAAGAGGGUGAAGAGGUGAGCCUUAUCGUUCGUACACAACUGGAUUCUGUGAUCAAACAGCCCACAGGUGACUCAUUCAUUACCAUCAAAGCUUUGAAUGAAUUUGAUUCUCGAGCCCAAGGCGCAGGUGGAUCAUUAGAUUGGAGACAAAAACUGGACACUCAACGUGGCGCAGUUGUUGCUACUGAAAUGAAAAAUAAUAGUUUUAAAUUAGCUCGAUGGGCUGUACAAAACCGUGCCCGUCAUGUAAUACUGGGCACCCAAAUGUCCAAGCCUCGCGAUUUUGCAACACAGAUGAACCUUUCUGUUUCUAAUGGGUGGGGUAUUAUUCGAACUAUUAUUGACAUCUGCAUGAAAUUGCCUGAGGGUAAAUAUGUAUUGCUUAAAGACCCAAACAAGCCUGUGGUUCGUCUAUACUCAGUUCCAUCGAAUACAUUUGAAGUUGAAGAGGACGUACUUGAUGAAGGUGAUGACAUAGAAGAAGAAGAG
Messenger RNA from Acaulospora colombiana, 1455 nucleotides. Lineage: Eukaryota; Fungi; Glomeromycota; Glomeromycetes; Diversisporales; Acaulosporaceae. The record is from the annotation of a GenBank genome assembly.